CAGAAUCCUAAAUGCAACUCAGUGGGUUUGUGAACAAAGAGCCCUGCUGGCUGACUGGGAGAGGGCUGCCUUUGCGCUCCAAGCGGAGAUUUUCAGACGCAGGACCAGGAUCGGACUCAACAAGGCAGCAGCAGGCUCGUGACUGACCACGGCCUGAGCUGAAGAAAAAGGGGGGUCCCAGUCCGAGGAGUGCAGCUAUGGGGAAGGACUACUACAAGACCUUGGGCAUCCCCAAGGGCUCCAACGAGGAGGAGAUCAAGAAGGCCUACCGCCGCAUGGCCCUCCGCUUCCACCCCGAUAAGAACAAGGACGCCAACGCAGAGGAGAAGUUCAAGGAGAUCGCAGAGGCCUAUGAGGUACUGAGCGACCCCAAGAAGAGGGUCGUCUACGAUCAGCUGGGAGAGGAAGGUUUGAAAACAGGAGGCAGCAGCUCUUCAGGUGCUCCCGGCAGCUCAACGUACCACUACACUUUCCACGGGGACCCUCAUGCCACCUUCGCCUCCUUCUUCGGUGGCUCCAACCCCUUCGACAUGUUUUUCGGCUCUAACCGCAGCCACAGCCGCUCCAACGGCUUCUCCUUCCACAACGACCACAGCAACGACGCGGAGCAGGACAUGGAAAUGGAUGAGGAUGACCCCUUCGCUCAUUUUGGGAGACAGUUCGGCUUUCCUGGUGGGAUGAACAAUGGCUUUCCAGGGGAGGGCCGCAGGAGGAGGGCCGCGCCGUCAGAGCGCCUGGGGACCAGCCGAAAGCACCAGGACCCUCCAGUGGUCCACGAGCUGAAGGUCUCGCUGGAAGAGAUCUUCCACGGCUGCACCAAGCGCAUGAAGAUCACCCGCCGCAGGCUGAACCCGGAUGGGCGGAGCAUGAGGACGGAGGACAAGAUCCUCAACAUUGUGAUCAAGAAGGGCUGGAAGGAGGGGACCAAGAUUACUUUCCCAAAGGAGGGGGACGAGACCCCUGAGAACAUUCCUGCCGACAUAGCCUUUGUGCUUAAAGACAAAGGGCACGUCCACUUCAAGAGAGACGGUUCCAAUAUCAUUUAUAACUGCAAGAUCAGUCUAAAAGAGGCAUUGUGUGGCUGCACAGUUAGUAUUCCCACGCUGGAAAACCGUGUCAUCUCGUUGCCCUGUCAUGACAUCAUCAAACCAGGAACGGUGAAGCGACUCAGAGGGGAAGGCCUGCCUUUCCCCAAGAACCCCUCGCAGCGCGGUGACCUCAUCGUGGAGUUUUCGGUCCGUUUUCCGGACAGGAUCCCCCCUCAGUCCAGAGAAAUUAUCAGACAGCACCUCCCACAGUCGUAGGAAGACACCUGUAAUCCUUCCAGCACCUCCACCACCACCACCACCACACACUCCAGACUAAACCCAGAAAAGCUACACCUAACACUCCUUCAUCCAGUCCUCCAUUAUAUCGUAGUCACUCUUCUUAUGUCGUGUGUCAGUGCACACAGCGUCACACAGGCGCUGUGGCAGGAUGAAGGAGGAAGGCCAACACAAGUGGCAGUAUCAGGAUGUAAUUUAUUCGUGUCUGUUUUGUCUUUUGGCCCAAGCACACACACAAGCACCCGAGUAGCGGAGCGGUGUUGAGGAUGGGCUCAGCACAAUUGUGGCUUUUACCGGAACUUCUUUUCUUAACUGUUUUUUACAGAUUUAUCAGUGGUUUUAUAUGCCGUCCAACUUCUCUGAUCCUCGUCUUUUUGUGAUAGGAUAAACCGUGAGAUAUUUUUUAAGAGAAAACAUUUUUUUCCAGGAUUUUUUUUUUUUUUUCCAAAGGGGUUAAAAUAGGAUUCUUUUUUUUUUUAUCCUUGAGUGUACCAGCAGCUUCAGUGUGUUCAGUGCAAACCCUGGUUUUAACAUAACCCCCCCCAAAAAAACCUGCUUUUCCCAUGCUUUCAGUCUAAUAAAGCAUUGUGCUUAAAGUCUGUAGGUCAUUUAGUAAGAGCUGUCUCCGCCAAAAUAAGUUGACGUGUGCAACGCCGCAGCGCACUUAAAGUCCCGCGUUACUCCAAACGAUGUUAGCGUAUCUCAGCUACACUGGAAAAUCUGGGAAUGACAAUCACACACUUUUACAGCGGUGUAAGCUCGGAUAUUACAAUCUGCACAUAAUAUGGGUGCUUUUCCCUUCUGAGCUGUGGGGCUGCUCUGAACUGAAUAGCCUGGCUCAAUAUCUGGGGGGACAUUUAGGUGCCUUAGCCCAGUGUCAUACCACAUAUGUGAACACACACACACAAACAGGUUACAAUAUAUACUAACAGCCAUGUUGAGUGCACAACAGACGAUGCCCUAUGCUGUGUUAGACAUUACCAUGAGGAGCUGGUAAUUUUAGAAAAACAAGUAAGUAAGCAAUGUAAAGUCAGUAUUGUACUGUAUGUAGGCAAAAGCAUUUUUAAGGAGAGAUUUGAUACAAGACUGAUGGUUUUUUGCCAAUACAUCCCUGUAAAGUGCCAUACAAGUACAGGCUGGAUAUCGCAGAGGAAUGCCAGCAUGAAGUUGAACUGAAAUCCAACAGUAAAUAGUAAAGAUUCCUCUGCGGGACCCAGCUUGGUUGUGAAUAUUCUGCUUUCUCUUGUGGCAUUUGAAGGCCAUGUCUCGGUGCUACUAUGAGCAGUGCCAAAAAUAGACCACGUUGGUGUCUACUUUUUGGUUUCAUGGAGUCCUCAGUUUGUGAUUUGAUAACUGCUUCUGUCUUCUGUAACAUCUGUACAUCAAACUUUACAUAUGUACUGCAAGUAGUAAACCCCUGUUUAGGAAACAGGUUUUGUAAUAUCGCAGCAGCCGUUCUCUGUCUCAGCUGCAGGGGGGCUCUGAAAACUCCUCAGCUCUUCCUACUGUAGUUUACAGCAAUGAUAAGAUGUAUGUGUGAGUAUGGAUUACGAAGCCAGCCCUGGUAGGUCAUAUAUAAUAUGUAAACGGGGAGGUGUUUGAAUGCAGCGAGGUUGAUAAAUGCACUUUUAAUGUUGUAAAAGAUACCGAUAAAACUACGAGACAACGGGGAGGGAACCGACUGAUUUGUCUGAGUGUGUGAUCGUCCUGCCUCUCGGAGCCUUACAGGACGCUGGACUGUGGCUACAACGAGACUGCACAUGUGUUGCUGCUGCUGCUGAAAGACUCACUGUCACUGCUUCUGUGCAUUUGACAAUAUUUAUGAACUUUUCAAAAUGGAAACAAAUAAACCAAAUGUGUGAAGUUA
Messenger RNA from Stegastes partitus (bicolor damselfish), 3192 nucleotides. It is a transcript of the gene dnajb5, whose product is annotated as DnaJ heat shock protein family (Hsp40) member B5. The transcript is spliced from 4 exons. The record is from RefSeq and is a predicted model, not a curated record. Lineage: Eukaryota; Metazoa; Chordata; Actinopteri; Pomacentridae. Gene Ontology annotation, molecular function: protein-folding chaperone binding. Bases 198 to 1304 code for a protein of 368 amino acids. Gene Ontology annotation, cellular component: cytosol.